CCCCCCUCUCUCGUACAUGGUCCGGUCUUUCCCCGUUCGAAGCCGGGAGCGGGAGGAAGCGCCGCUGUGUCAUCGGCUGUUGUUGAUGUUUUUGGGGAAAAGAAGCACCGCAGGAUGGACUUGACUACGUGUUUGAAGUCUCUGUUGUUGGCUGUCCGGCAGUACAGAGACGGCAGGACGGCGCAGAGUGCAGCGCAGCUUCAGAAGCAGGUGGAGGGGCUAUCAGGCCUGAAAUGUGACCAGCUGCUGUCCUCAGGGCAGGUUCUGCCCCAUGAGUGUGUGACUGGGCUGGUGGAGCUGGCUGGAGACCCGAACACCAGCGCGGCCCUGAGGAGCUCCAUCAUCUCCCUGCUGGCACAAUUAGCCUGCGAUGAUGAUGGUCGGGAGAUUCUUCACAGCAGCUACAACCUCACCAGCGCUCUGGCUUCUGUCAUCCACCACCACAGCGCCACACCAGGAGAGCCCCUGGUACUGCAG
Molecule: messenger RNA, 477 nt
Organism: Plectropomus leopardus (leopard coralgrouper)
Lineage: Eukaryota; Metazoa; Chordata; Actinopteri; Perciformes; Serranidae
Source: RefSeq, a predicted model, not a curated record